AUAUGGUGCUGUCGAUAGUGCAGAAUUAUCUCACCAAGGAAAGACAUUGGCUGGUAGUGAACUUUAUCUCAUCCGCUCCGGAUCGUCGUGUGAGUUGGUUAUAA
This is a messenger RNA of Penicillium macrosclerotiorum, 104 nucleotides long. RefSeq lists its product as uncharacterized. The record is from RefSeq and is a predicted model, not a curated record. NCBI's taxonomy places the organism in Eukaryota, Fungi, Ascomycota, Eurotiomycetes, Eurotiales, Aspergillaceae. The coding region runs from base 3 to 104 and encodes 33 amino acids. The transcript has a single exon.